GAGAAGCACGUCUGCUUGGUGAAAUAAAUUAAGUGAAAUUAAAGAAUUAUAAGCCAAACACCACAGAAAAAGGUAAACGUGGUGAAAUAAAUACUUUUCCUCCAACGCGGUUUUGAUGCUGUAGACAAAUGAAGCAAAACUAUUUACAUAUUUAAGACAACACCGGAUAGCGUUUUGAUUCAGUCAGAAACAUGAGAUUGCACUGAACAAAAAUCAUUGCACUUUUUUUUUUAUUUUGAUUUUCCACUGCUACGGCAAAAGAGAAAGCUCAAUAUGACUGCCGUGCGAUGGAAAUGCGCGUGGCGGUUCAACGUUGUUCUGGUGUUUCUGCUGGCGUGGCAUUCGAACGCUGUGAAUAUCAGCGCCGAUGCGCCCUACACCCCAUACAAAGGUAGUGAUGACAAAUAUGAUUUUGUUGAUGUGGCACAACAGCAGGGUGAGAUUAGCCAAAGCGAGACGGGUCAGGGAGAGACAUCACGAUUUUUCACUACCGGCGAUGUAGACGAGACGUUUUGGCUCAAGCAUUUGGGUGAGGAUUUCAAGAAUGCCAUACACCUACAGGUGGGCGGUGAAGAGCGUUGUAAUGGCGUUUUCAAUAUGAGCGAAAAUGGUGCCGCUUAUAAAGUACAGAAUGAUGAUGUUACCAUUAAUAUACCAGUGCAAGAAAAUAUUGUAAAAUUAACAACAAUCGACGAUAAGCCCGUUGAAGCGCAGCUUAAAAAGAAGAAAGUGAAAGCGUUUGAGGGCAAUAAGAAGUUGAGAAAAGUGCGUCGGAAGCAUAAAAAUGAGCAAAAAUCGGAAAAUGUUGCAGAGACUGUUGAUCAGCCGAAGACGGUUGCAAACAGCGAAAAGCAAGACACCAUUGCAGCGCAGUCUCUUCCAGAUAAUGAGCAGCAAAGCUUCACGGACGUGCUUAAACAAAGCGUUUACAAAGAUGAUCUAAAGAAAUAUAAAAAUUUCCAACAGAUCAAUAUGAAAUAUGCGCCGGAAAACAAUAGCACCGAUACCAAAGAAACAAAUACACAGAAUGACACAAGCACAAAAACAAUGCAAGGGACGCUGGAAGAGAGACCUGUGGUGGUAAAUUUACCCGAGUCAAGCAAGCAGAUUGAAUUGGAAACGAAUGAGGCACCAGUAGUGGUUAAAAUGCCACCGGUAAUCUACCAUAGUCAACCAACAAGUGUGAGAGAUCCAGACCAAUACGCGGACAAUACAGAAACAAAUACACAAAUUACAGAGGGUGAACAGGGACUUGAUGGGGAGCAGACACAGAUGCAAACACAAACAGAUAAUACACAAUACACACCACAAGAAAUAUUUCCAACAGCAAUGACUUAUGAUCAACAACAACACCAACAGUAUACACUAAAUCAACAUUUUCAACAAACCGAACCGACACAAACACAAUAUCACAUACAAAUGACACCGCCUCAAUACACCACUCAACAUCAACAGACAACACUUCAGGACCAACAACAACAACAAACAAUGCAACAACAACAACAACAACAACAGCCAAUACAACAAUCACACCAACAAUACCCAACACCUUCAUACGCCUCAACAAAUUAUUACAAUCAAGACGUUUAUACCACCAACAUCAAUACAAUUCCCAUGCAACAACACAAGACGCUGGAGUCGAAUGCCAUUUCGAAGUCUUCUUAUGGUGCAUAUGAUGUGUCGCAGUCGCAACCAUACCAUAUUUAUCCGGAAUAUAGUCGCGGCAGCCGCUCAAAUGGCGAGUUAUACCAGCAGGGCUUGUAAUUGUUAUUGCGAAUGGAACUAAAUCUAAGUUAUUUAUUUAAAUACGUUUUAUUUGAUAAAUAGUUGUUAAGGCUGAGAUAAUCAACAAAUAAAUGAAUGAAUUCAAAA
Molecule: messenger RNA, 1872 nt
Organism: Ceratitis capitata (Mediterranean fruit fly)
Lineage: Eukaryota; Metazoa; Arthropoda; Insecta; Diptera; Tephritidae
Gene: Cp7Fc
Product: serine/threonine-protein kinase pakD
Exons: 2
Coding region: 274-1764 (496 amino acids)
Source: RefSeq, a predicted model, not a curated record